Molecule: messenger RNA, 1632 nt
Organism: Salarias fasciatus (jewelled blenny)
Lineage: Eukaryota; Metazoa; Chordata; Actinopteri; Blenniiformes; Blenniidae
Gene: gmpr2
Product: guanosine monophosphate reductase 2
Exons: 10
Coding region: 129-1175 (348 amino acids)
Biological process (GO): nucleotide metabolic process
Cellular component (GO): GMP reductase complex
Molecular function (GO): GMP reductase activity
Source: RefSeq, a predicted model, not a curated record
CGUAAAUCUUCCCCCGCCAGCAGAGGAGCAGGAAACGAGGCACUCAGUAGCGGUGAAUUUUGUUUUUCUCGAAGAGUCCCUCUCCUGGAUAGUUCACUGUUCCACUAGCAGCCGUCUCUCCUCUCACCAUGCCUCGCAUUGAGAACGACAUCAAGCUGGACUUCAAGGAUGUGCUCCUCCGGCCCAAGCGCAGCACCCUCAAGUCUCGGAGCGAGGUGGACCUGAUGAGGAGCUUCACCUUCAGGAACUCUAAAGGCAGCUACAGGGGGAUUCCCAUCAUCGCCGCUAACAUGGACACCGUGGGGACCUUCGAGAUGGCUCUGGCUCUGCACAACUUUUCUGUCUUCACGACCAUUCACAAACACUACUCCGUGGACGAGUGGGUGGAGUUUGCAGCCAAGCAUCCUGAAUGCGCAGAGAGCGUCGCGGUCAGCACCGGCACCGGCGACACCGACUUCGACCGCAUCUCGUCCAUCCUGACGGCCGUGCCCAUGAUCAAGUACAUCUGCGUGGACGUGGCCAACGGCUACUCCGAGCACUUCGUCCACUUCGUGCGGGACGUCAGGGAGAAGUUCCCGUCUCACACCAUCAUGGCGGGAAACGUGGUGACGGGGGAGAUGGUGGAGGAGCUGAUCCUCGCCGGGGCCGACAUCAUCAAAGUGGGCAUCGGACCAGGCUCCGUGUGCACCACCCGCAAGAAGACGGGCGUGGGUUACCCCCAGCUCAGCGCCGUGAUCGAGUGUGCGGACGCGGCACACGGCCUGGGCGGACACAUCAUCUCUGAUGGAGGAUGCACAUGCCCCGGGGACGUCUCCAAGGCUUUCGGAGCCGGGGCGGACUUCGUCAUGCUGGGCGGGAUGCUGGCCGGCCACAUGGAAAGUGGCGGCGAGAUCAUCGAGAAAAACGGCAAGAAAUUCAAGCUGUUCUACGGGAUGAGCUCGGACACGGCCAUGAAGAAACACGCGGGGGGCGUGGCCGACUACAGGGCGUCCGAGGGGAAGACUGUGGAGGUUCCCUACAAAGGCCCGGUGGACGAGACGAUUCGAGACAUCCUGGGAGGGGUCCGAUCCACCUGCACCUACGUCGGCGCCGCCAAACUGAAGGAGCUGAGCCGCCGGACCACUUUCAUCCGGGUCACCCAGCAGCUCAACACGGUGUUCGGCAGCGACAGCUGAAGCAGCUCCAGCUGGAAGGAAGUCUGCAACACACUGCCUGUCCCGCUCCCACAUGGUGUUAAUGCUUGAUUCUGUUUAAGCAAGAGUGGUGACCGCACACCUGAUUAUCUUUCUACCCCUUCAUUAUGCAGUUUUUUUUUGUUUGUUUUUUUGCAACCCAAUCCCCAAAAAAAAGAAAUUGUCACACACUCACAUUCAUACAAAUUGGUCAUUUAAACCUCAAACACUGGCAAUAACAUGCAAACUCCACACAGACGGGAUUCAAACCAAUGGUUAGCACUCAUAACUCAUAGUGAAAUAUCUCCAGCUCGGAGUUUGCAUGUUCUACCUGAACUUGUGGAGGUGUGUUUGGGAUGGUUUGAGGAAAGCGGAGUACCUGGGGGGAAAAAAAAAAAAAAAACUCAUGCAAGCACAGUGAGAACGUGCAAACACCUGAGGAAGAUGUGAACACACAACC